This is a messenger RNA of Blastomyces dermatitidis ER-3, 4141 nucleotides long. RefSeq names its product urease accessory protein UreD. Gene Ontology annotation, molecular function: nickel cation binding. The transcript has a single exon. The coding region runs from base 311 to 1645 and encodes 444 amino acids. NCBI's taxonomy places the organism in Eukaryota, Fungi, Ascomycota, Eurotiomycetes, Onygenales, Ajellomycetaceae. The record is from RefSeq and is a predicted model, not a curated record.
AUAUUCUGUACCUGUAACAUUUUCUGCCAACUUCCAACAUUCGGCCUCGACGACGAAGGCUAAAAAGCGGAUUGACACCGGCGGCUCCAACAGCUUUCUCAAUAUUGGAUUAUUGAUGAAUGGCGAUGGAUCCCUUCUUUGAUGUGCUCCACGAUGAAAAGUCAAACGCGGUUACCGCCACAUCGUCGCCUCCCUUGGGCUCUGUGUGUAGGAUAUAAAUCGACUGAGGAAUACUAAAUAGUUUCAAUAUCUCGCUCUCAGAUUAAUUUAAUCUUUUCCUAUAUAUCCGAUUGAUAAACUAAGAACAAAGAUGUACAAGACAUUCACUACCCUUCCAGCGAAGGAAACCAUACGUUCACCAAAUGUUCCAAAGACCCCCUUCGCUUCCCCCUUCGCAACAAACCACGCCGCUCCAGGCAAAGGGGAGGUUGUCCUCUCUGUACUCCCGCCUUGUGUUACAACCAUCUCGCAGCUGUCUUAUCAAUACCCUCUAAAGAUUCUUAACCGGACUCCCGCAACACCCCUCAAUUCCAAAUAUCCGGAAUGUGCAUCCAUCCCCGUCCAUCUCUACCUGCUCACUUAUGGCGGUGGGUUGCUUCCCGGUGACCACAUCGAUGUCUCGAUCACCCUGCUACCGCGCACGAGAUUGGUGAUGACAACCCCGCAAGGAAGCACGAAGAUAUAUAAGACAGAACGGACGAGGGCGUCGGACGGAGGCGGCCAGCCCGUCAUCCAAAACCUCAGCGGCAACCAACAGUGGCAUGCAGAUGGCGAUGCCAGAGGCGUUAAUAUUGAAUAUUUAGAGCGCGAUAGAGACUCUUCACGAUCCAAAAGUAGUCAGAUACUGGAUGUGAAACUGAGCAACCAGACCGGUCUCUGCUAUAUCCCUGACCCGUCACAGCCGUUCCAAGAUAGCCAGUAUGAGCAGCUACUGCGCUUCACGCUUCUACAGGACAAGCCUUCGGGGGACUCGAAUGCCGAAAACAACUACGGACCAAGUCUUUGUGUCCUCGACUGGGUCAGCCAAGGCCGGUCAGCGCGUGGUGAAGACUGGAACUUCAACUCCUGGAAGGGGCGGAGCGAAGUCUGGUCCGAGGACCCGUCCACGGGCGAACGCAAACUGCUCCUCCGCGACACCGUCGUCCUGGAAGACGAAACAAGAUACGUAGAGGAUGAAGAGGGGAAUUUAGUACCUCUUCCCAACCUGGAUUCUCAUCCAAUACCACCACCGCAACCAUCAUCCGCAUCCCAACUCCAACCACCCUACGACACCUCCCUCACCCCUUCACCCCUCUCUAUCCAAGCACGCACACGCCCGCACGGGAUCGUGGGAACCCUAAUCCUCCACGGACCCCUCUUCGAUUCCCUCGCCUCCUUCAUGAUGAAAGAAUUCUCCUCAUUACCACGUAUUGGCGGGCGAAAUUGGGCUGCAUCGAAUGCUGCUACUACUACGUCUACCGUCAGCGGCACAGCCUCCGAGCCGCCCCCCGUAACAUGGACGGCGUCGCGCGUGCGAUCAAAUUUCGUUCUUGUGAAGUUUGGAGCGAAGGAUUUUGAGAGCGCGAAAGAGUGGUUGGGGGAGUUGGUGAGGAGGGAAGGGAGCCUGGUGGGGGAGUUUGGGACGGAGGCAGUGGGUUGUUUGUAAUUUUUUUUUUUUUUUCGUCGAAUGUUUCGACCAUGCAAAAAGUGGCUAUGCGGAGAAUUAUCCAUCGCCUUCGUUUCUUCGUCUGUAUAUAUUUCAAGCAGGCCUUGUUGCAUAAACAGGAUUAGCCAAAACCAGCGCGAGACGCAAGAAAAUUAACACGUGGGCAACUAUUUGCUCACAUGUUCUAUAGAACAAUUCGGGUCAUAACCAAAGACCAAAGCCCCCCUAGGUUGCACUUACAGUCGAAAUGGGAAAACUCUAUGCAAGUUAAGCGGUCAUAUAUCCAAUGUAGAGUUCAUGAGGCCACCAUCCCAUGAAGCGCCAAACAUGAGAGAACAUAAAAUCUAAUCCAAGGUUGCAUACCACUAGUAUAUAAGUACUAGGUAGGGGGAACAAAAUGAAGAGACCGAUAUCUCGCAGACCCACAUUCCGGAUAUCAAAAUCAUAAUGAACGAACCCAAACGCCCUCAACCCAGUUAAUCAAAAUCCAAAAAAGGAAAACAGAAGGAGCAGAAAAUCCCCUAUGUAGUACAAGUAUAGCCAAGAGUUCGUCUAUCCAGAUCUAAUAAGAGCGCGCACAAAAUGCUCACAAGCAUCCAAGAAAGAGAGGAUUAAGGAACCAACGCAACCAAAACCAAACCCCCAACUAUUUAUUUGACAUUCGUCAUUGCAACAACGUACUCUCGCCCCAAUCCAUUUUCGCCGCGCUUCUCAAAUCGUCGACGUUCAAAAUAUCCACGCCUUCCCUAAUCAGCACAGUCCAGAGGUAAUUCCGCAAGCUACGCGGCCAACUAGGAGUGGACCAGUAGCGCACUUUAAGACCACGUUGGUGUGCACCGCGCACCUGGGCUCUGAGCAGGUCUAGCUGGCUGUGGCUGAGGCGAAAACUCCAGGGGAAUCCGAUAGACUUUCUGAAUGAGACGGAAGCAUAGUAGCUGUUCUUGGGAUUGUAGACAUAUGGGUUGGAUCCUUCUUCGUUUCUGUGGACUCUAGUGGGAGAGGCGUCUACGGGUCGGGGCUCAUAUCGUUUUGGAGUUUUAUUCUGUUGAUUGCGGCGGGACCUAACGAUAUCCAACUCGUCGACUUCGAGCUCCUCAUCGUCGAGAAUGCCUAGGUUUGAGGAUUGUUGCGCACUUCCUAUGAUCGCAUCCUUCGCCAGCUUAUCGAGUGGGGCGUCGAAAAAGACAUCUCUAUAUGUAUCAUUGGCGGUAAUGUUUUCAAAAUGCGCUUUUCCUGUCGCAACUACUGUUACUGGGCCUUCGGUCACACUUGUUCCAUUGAAAUAAGUAAGAUACCCCCGAUCACGCAGUGGGGACAGUUGAGAAAGGAGAUAUGGCCAAGCAUCGGCUCCUUUGUUCUUGAAAUCGAUGAGCAGGACGAGGGUCUGCGAGGGCUUUGUAUCAAAAACACCAUUUGGUGGUUUAUUGGGAUUCGGAUGGAAAUGGGCAAUAGGGUUCUGCUUUUCUAAGAUCUCAACAAGGGGGUCGAUAUACAUCUUCGUCAAAGUCUUAUCCGGAGCGAGAGACCCUGUGGUAUGGCCCACGAAGAGAUCGCCAUCGAAGAGCCAGAUGUCUGCCUCUACACUGAUGCAGCCGGCCUCAAGGGCAGAAAACAAUGGUACGGGCCGCCAAUAGUCGUUGUGAGAAUGGCAGGGGAUAGGAAUAACACCAUCCGUGGUAUCAUUAGGCGCAUGAGAAAGAUACUCGCCUGGCUGGCCGGGUCGACCUGAGCGAGCAAUAGCCCUCUCGAUAUCACUGGGGAAGAAGGAUACGAAGGCCCCCAGGGUCAGAGCGACAAAUUGGACCAGUCCUCUAUUGUUGGUGCCAGUGUCAGCCAUAUUCAGUGCCUUUGUCCACUUUCGCCAGCGUCUGGUUCUCAACAGACGCAUCAAGCGGGGUUCGUAACAGAUAGGGAAAGAAUAAAUGUUUCUAGAGUGACCAAGGGAUUAAAUGAUAGGGGAGAUGUAUGUAUUUCACUAAACAAGCGGGAGGGGAAACACCAACAGCACAGUCAAACAGCCCACGAUGCAAUACAGCAGCAGGCGCCCCGUCCUCCGCCGCCCUUUCCUCGGCGAUUUGGCGGAUUUGCUACAACAAGCAAGGCAGGAAGCGUGCAGAGAACGGUUUCGCUUGUUCAUUGAAGGCUUGUGUAGUUGCGGUGAUGCAUAGCCAUCAUCAUCAUCGUCGUCGUCGACGUCUUUAUAUUCAUCUUCAUCGUCACGAUCAUGGUACAGCUCCGAGCCUCUUUCCACCAGCUCGAGAGGCACGACGGCUUCCAUCUUCCCGCCCGCCCUCCCGCCGUAGGAGGUCAAGCUCGAGUCGACAGUGGAUGAAAGUGUAACAGUAGCCAGUAGUAGUGUCUAGGGUGAUGAUAAUAGACAGUGGUAACGGCAGGAUAAUGGCAUCAAUAAUCUCCACAGACUAGCGGCGAGAAAAUAGAUGCUAGGUCUCCUUUUCUAUAAUAUAUAAAACUCUCCAACAAAUAUAAAAUAUAGCC